Chaetomium globosum CBS 148.51 is the source of this 555-nucleotide messenger RNA. RefSeq lists its product as uncharacterized. The record is from RefSeq and is a predicted model, not a curated record. Lineage: Eukaryota; Fungi; Ascomycota; Sordariomycetes; Sordariales; Chaetomiaceae. Bases 1 to 555 code for a protein of 184 amino acids. The transcript is spliced from 2 exons.
AUGGUGAGCCCAGGAUCAAACAGUGCUAUAGGCAUGAUGUACCAGCAGCAGCUGUUGACGCCGGCCCAAAUCAAAGGCUUCCAAGACGUGUACGCCGAACUCAGCACGCCAGACGCGCACGUUCAGGUGCAACAAGAGCCAAAUGGCACGACAACGUUCUACUUCAAUGCCACGGCCGACACCGGGGGCGGCUGUGUCUUCCAGACCCACAGCGCGGCGACGGCGGCCUCCAUCCUCCACAUUGCGCAGGUGAAGGGGGCCGAGGUCGAGCAGGUGCACGCUGACGUCCUGGCGGUCAAGGCCAAGGCGGAGGCCCAGUCGGCGAUGGGGAUCCCGACUUACGUCGGAGCCGACGCGGGGGUGUACCUCGUGAACGCCGAGGCCGGCCCUUUUCACGGUUCGCUUGGGCUUGCCGCGGAUACGGAGCUGGGGUGCAAAGACCAGUCUGUUGGGUGCAAGGUUCUGGGUUGCGGGGUGAGGGUUGGAAGGGUUUGUGAAGUCUCGGUCUUUGGCAACAGUGUUGGGAUCGACUGGGGAAAGUUCAAGUUCUGGUGA